AUGCGCUCUUUGGGCCAGAACCCUACCCAGGCUGAGCUUGAGGAUAUGAUCAACGAGGUCGACGCCGACGGAAACAACUCUAUCGACUUUGCCGAGUUUAUGACUCUUAUGGCUAGGAAGAUGCACGACACCGACUCUGAGGAGGAGAUCCGUGAGGCUUUCAAGGUCUUUGACAAGAACAACGACGGCCACAUCUCUGCUGCCGAGUUGAAGCACGUCAUGACCAACCUCGGCGAGAAGCUCACAGACGCCGAGAUCAGCGAGAUGAUCCGGGAGGCCGACAAGGACGGCGAUGGUAUGAUCGACUACAACGAGUUUGUCACUAUGAUGAUCGCCAAAGUACGCUCCCAUUUGUAUGACUCUAAUGGAUGCUGA
Messenger RNA from Cryptococcus wingfieldii CBS 7118, 375 nucleotides. Its product is annotated as calmodulin. Gene Ontology annotation, cellular component: central plaque of spindle pole body. Gene Ontology annotation, biological process: spindle pole body organization. The record is from RefSeq and is a predicted model, not a curated record. Gene Ontology annotation, molecular function: calcium ion binding; enzyme regulator activity. NCBI's taxonomy places the organism in Eukaryota, Fungi, Basidiomycota, Tremellomycetes, Tremellales, Cryptococcaceae. Bases 1 to 375 code for a protein of 124 amino acids. The transcript is spliced from 5 exons.